Messenger RNA from Tilletiopsis washingtonensis, 599 nucleotides. RefSeq lists its product as hypothetical. NCBI's taxonomy places the organism in Eukaryota, Fungi, Basidiomycota, Exobasidiomycetes, Entylomatales. Bases 147 to 530 code for a protein of 127 amino acids. The record is from RefSeq and is a predicted model, not a curated record. The transcript is spliced from 3 exons.
GUGCGUUCAGGGGCAGCAGCACGUGGUACAGCAGAGAAGAGCCGCGGGAUCGGCGCUGGCGGGCGGCUGCCGCGCUGAAAGUCGCUCGCUCGGCGGUGCCCUCAUCUUGCCUCGCUCCUCCUCCACUCGGCCCUCUCUCACUCGCCAUGCGGCCCACUCUCGCACGCCUCGCAGCCGCACCACAGCCCCCGCCGCCACGGCGGCCACGGCCCGGCCAUCCCGCGGCCGCACGCGCCGCGGCCGCUGCGGCCGAGCGGCCUGCGCUCAAGGCCAGGCAGCAGACAUCUUCGCCGUCGCUCAAGAUCGGCGCGGGCGAGCAGAAGAGCCUGUGGGGCAGCUGGACGAGCCUCUCGCCAAGGAUCCGCAUCGCCUGUGCCGCCGCACUCGCCACGUUCGCCGCCGCCGGCCUGCUCUUCUCCGACAAACUCGAGGCCGUCGUGCCGGCGCCCGAGGCGCAGCGCACGCGCAGCGACGGCUCCAAGCCGCGCCUGCUCGGCAUCAGCGUCGUCGACCGCGAGCCGGCGAAAUGAAGGGCAUGUGUGGGGGAGAGCAAAUGGUGUGAUAUUGUGAGGGGCCGCGGGUGUGUGGGGUGAAGCGAG